CAGGAGCCGUCAACGUGUUUACCUGAACGGCGAGGAGACAACGGAGAUAGCCAAUGUCCUCUUUUACCGUUCAUCACACUCCUCUCGUCUCCAGAGCAGUGAUUACACAAACGGCGGAAAGGAAACGGUGUGUGAAACACGAUCAGCCCAAAAGAAGCGAGAGGAACGAGGCGCCCAGCACACUCCACAGCAAAUGGCAACUUGUGCAGUGAGAAGUUUUAGCAGUGUGCCGGAGGUGACCUCAGAUUCAGAUGAUGAAGACAAACUGCACAUUGUAGAGGAGGACAGUAUUCCUGAUGAUCUUGACCCAAAGUCCUCAGUAUUCCCGCUCAAAGCAACACAGCAGCUCUCAAGCACAUCCACACAGGAUGAGGAGUGCAUUACUGAUGAGGAAGAUGAAGUGGCCGGUCAGGAAAAGCAGGUGGAAACUUCAAGUAUUUACUCCGAUGCCCCAGAGGAGCACCAGAGCACUCCAGAGAGAGGGGUGCACGAUGAGAAUGGUACCCCGGAUGCAUUCUCUUAUCUGCACACUUGUCCACACUGUUCACGUGGUUACAAGCGUCACACUUCUCUGAAGGAACACAUCAGAUUGCGGCAUGAAAAGAGUGACGAUAACUACUGCUGUUCCUUCUGUAGCUACACCUUUACCUACCGCACACAACUCGUCCGUCACAUGACCUCACACAGAAAUGUCCGGGAGCAGCUGACUAUUUCUCAGUCAAGUGGAAACAGAAAGUUUAAAUGUACAGAAUGUUCCAAGGCCUUCAAAUACAAACAUCACCUGAAAGAGCACCUGCGCAUUCACAGCGGUGAGAAGCCAUAUGAAUGCUCUAAUUGUCAGAAACGUUUCUCCCAUUCGGGGUCCUACAGCUCUCACAUCAGUAGUAAGAAGUGUGCAGGAGGGACCCCUGCAGUCAACAGCGUAACUUGCACACCUGGAGUGAAAGCAGCCAUGACCAUCUCUCUCCCCACACGCAUCCUUCUGAGAGAGAAGGUGGACAUUAACAACAAGCCUCUACAAGAGCAACUCCCUCUGAAGCAGAUCAAACAGGAGCCUGUUGAACAUCAACCCAAAGCGGUGUCAGCAACACCAACUAUAAACACCACCACCAAUGGAGUUGCCGCCACAAACGUUCAAGGUGUUGUGCAGACUUUGGUCGUGCCCACUGUCGGGCUGGUUCAGCCAAUCAGCAUCAAUCUUAGUGACUUACAGAAUGUGCUGAAUGCGGCAAUGGAUGGUAAUGUUCUUAAGCAGGUGUUGGCAAGUGCCAGUGUAAAUGGAACGAAUACCAAAAUUCUAGGCCAAGUGCAGACACAGACACAGGCACAAGCCGUUAUGUUGCAGCAGCAGCAGACGCAGCAGCAACCAGUGAUCUCUGCCAUCUCUCUGCCAUUUGUGGGACAAGAAGGAAAUGGCAAAAUUAUCAUCAACUACAACCCACAAUUAGACUCACAACUCAAUGCAUUUAAAGUGAAUGCAACACAGCCUGUUGUGACACAGCCCAUUGCAGCACAAGCUGGAACACCUCAGGAACAAUCUAUGGUUUCUGAUGUCACACAGCCAAAAGUAGUGCAGAUUCAGUCAGCACAGUCCAACUUGACUAAAACCCAAACAUCAAGUACACUCAAUGCAAAACCUACACAGGUAAACAUUAUCAAACCAGUCCAAGCCGGAAACCCCACCAAACCAGCGUCUAUCAUCAGACUAACCUCCGCACAGGCUGCCAGGUUGGUCCAAGCCCGUGCGUCACAACCAAAGCUCACCCAGCAAUCUUUACUGUUAGUGAGGAGAGCAGAUGGGACACAGAGUCUAGUGGUUAGACAAGUAGCUAUAGCCAGUCCCAACACACAGAGCAAUCCAACAGUGGAGACAAAGCCCACCGAGAUAAAAUUAUCCCCAGAAAAGACUACAAAUACAGCGCUUGAACCACAAGAUGAUAGGAGAGAGACAACAGAAAAUACGAAUUCCAUGAAGUCUGAUGAUUGUAAACAAAAGCUGACUGCCAAUGUAUCAUUGGGCAUCAAAAUAAAAACUGAACCUGACUCUCCCUCCAAGAUUGAGACUGAAAUGGAGGAGGAGGGAGAGAAAGAUAUGGAGACAGACAAAGAUAAAGAGGAAGGGAAACAAGCUACAAAUAAUGCAGUCUCACACUCUGGAACAGUUCACAACCGUGUUGUGUGUGGAGACAAUUUCCAUAACUACGCAAGUUGUUUGCUUUGUGAAAGUGGCCCAAGCAAACUUAAACUCUUUGACUCUCUGAACGGUGACACCAAGGGGUCGCCUAAAACGAUCUCUCUGUCCUCUCUACUUGAUAAGGAUAAGAGUGGAGCAGCAGAGCGCCUCCUUCCUCUCCUGAAGGCCUAUAGUCAGGACCCUAAUCCCACUGAGGAGCAGCUGUCUCAGGUUGCCAAGUCAGUUAAGCUGCCUCUAGAGGCUGUCUGCAAGUGGUACCAGAAGAUGCGUUCCAAGAAGAUUUUGCUUAAGGCUGCAAGCAACCUGAAAAACAGCCAACAUACAAAGGACAACACCCUAUGUGAAAUCACCCCAUGCGAAAACACCCCAUGUGAAAACACCCCAUGUGAAAACACCCCAUGUGAAAACACCCCAUGUGAUCCGUCUGAUGCGUCUCAAGAAAAGAACACAACCCAAGACACCUGCACUCCUACUCAACCUCUUGAUGACACUUUAACAGACACACAAAAUGCAACCCUCAGUGCAGCUUCACCUGAUUCUGCAACCGAUGUCUCCACUGAUGAUCUUGUCAUUGUAAAGACAGAAGACGUAGAGGAGGAGUUGCAGUGUGAGCCGCUGGACCUCUCGAUCCCCAAGUCCAUCUCUACACAUGCCAUCACCGCCACUAAGCAGCCAAUCUCCAACCAAAGUGAGCCACUCAACCUGACCGCCCUCAAGAAACAAUCGUUGCCAAGCAACACCAUCUAUGUGACGCAGACCGGCACGGGUCCAUUAAACAUUAUGACAUCGCCAUUGCAAACACUGGUUGCAAUAGCAGAUCCAAACGGUGUUCCGUGCAUCGGAACUACACUCUCCACCAACAAACAAACCAUCCUCAUCCCUCAGCUCACCUACACCUAUAGCAACAACUCUAAUGUCAAGACAACGGACUAUGCCUCGGCAGACACAAACGGGAUGGUGAUACUCAACAACUGUAAGGUGGCAGACACUGCUUCUGACUGUGUGUCAGGGGUAGAUGACCAGACUGAUGAAGAUGCACCUCUUGCGAAGAAAAGGAAGACCGGUCUUUAUGCUUGUGAUCUGUGUGACAAAAUCUUCCAAAAGAGCAGCUCACUGCUACGACACAAGUAUGAACACACAGGUAAGCGACCUCAUGCGUGUUUCAUCUGCAAAAAGGCUUUUAAACACAAGCACCACCUGAUCGAGCACACACGACUGCACUCCGGAGAGAAGCCCUACCAGUGUGAUAAGUGUGGGAAACGGUUCUCACACUCUGGGUCUUAUUCUCAGCACAUGAACCACAGAUACUCCUACUGCAAGAGAGACACCUAUGAGCCGCCAGGACAAAACAGCACCUCCACACCUACCUCUCAGCUUGACUCUGAUGAGAGAGCGAGCGACGGAGAAGAGGAGGAAGAAGAGGUGGAUUACUCUGGUCUGGACAUGAGUGAUAUACGGGUGGUUAGAGUAGGAGAGGAAUAUGAGGAAGACCAGGACGGCAGGCACGAGGAACACGAGACUGAUAAAGGAGAAAUGGAGGUGGAGCCUGGAGAUUUUGACACUUUGCUGGAAGAAGUGUGGGAAACCGUGGAAACUGAGGAUGCCAUGGAAACCGAGGAAUCAAAGGAGGUGUCAGGCAAUGCAGAGGAGGACAGAAAUCUUACUUACUAUGAAGAGAACUCAGAGAUGACAACAGAGGAGCAACAAAAUGACUGAAGGAGAGCAUUCAUCGAUGUAGGACUAAUGAAAGAGAGAAUGUCCUUUUCAUCAUAAACUUCCAAUCGUCGGUUGCUGUGUCUCAGCUCUUUACUGUGUGUAAAACCCAGGUGUGCCUGAUUUACAAACAAUAUUUUCCUUGUUAAAAAAAAAUAAAAUAAAAAAAAGGAUUUAAAUAUAUCAAGGAAAAACAGAAAGAAAAAAAAAACUCCCAACACGACUAGACAUCUUAGGACUCACAAGUUGGCCGUUUUACUUUAGUUUUGUUACUGAACCGCCCCAGGUAUGUCGAUUUAACAGUGUUUUGUGUUGCACUCUUGUUUUAUUGUAUGAACAGUCAGAUUUAUAUAUCUUUAUAUUGCCAAUGAAGUUUACGAAAUAAGUAUUUUAAAGUUUUGAGAAACAAAACUAAAUUCUGCACGGCAGGUAUAACUGGUUUACUUAUAGGGAUGAAUCUCACAAAAAAAAGUUUUUUUCAUUUUUUGCAAUGUGACGUUUUCAUGACAAUAAAGCACACUCCCCGUCCGAUCAGUCAGAAGUCUACUGUAAUGUAAAAAAAUAUAUACAUUUAGUAAAAUACUCAAACAAUUUGUGAUAUUCAAGUUGCGUUUUAAAUAGUCAACUAGUUGGCACAGAACAAUUACUCGAUUACUCGUGCUCAUCUCUAAACGAGAAUGAGAUUUGUGAUUCAGUUUUGCAUUACAGUAAUGACAAUUGGAGGGUGAAAUGUACUUAAUUGUCAAGAAAAUAUCACAAAUACCCUAAAAAAUAAGCUUAAUCUUUAUUUCUUACAUUUGUUCUCUUAAUUAGGGUGCAAUGUGAACCAGACAUUUCUUUGUGAGAUUCACCCACAGAUACUUAAUGCCUCGAGUUUAAGAUACCAUUCAGUAUUAUUAUUUUGUUAAUCAGGCAAGUCUUGUUAGCCUCUUGUUUUCCCAUUUGAUUGCCUAAUGAAGGAAAUUAGAUUGCACUUCACUAUUAAGAGCUCAUCUAUAAAAGGUAAAGAAAUAAUUGAAAAAAAUAAAUCAAACAAAUCAUUAAUUACAGAGAUCUUCAUAGGAAUGCUUUUUGCCAUUUAAUGAUUUAUUAACUGGCAUUUAAACUCACUUGUAACAAGCUACUCAUUUUACUAAUGCAUUUGUAACAAGCACUCCAAAAUAUGUGUCAGUAAGUGUGUUUUUUUUAUGAAAAGAAACUAAGGAUGGAUCUUUAACAGUUUGACGGUUUUCAUUGUGAAGUUUCCUUUUCUUUUUUUAAUCAUGACAUCAUAAGAUACAACGAAAAACAAUUCAGUCAGGGAAAAGAGUUUGUUGUUUCAACCUCAAAGUUUCAUGUAUGUCAUUUCAAUUACCUUUGUGUGGAUUUUUGUUGUAAUGUGUCAGUCUGUGCUCAUAGAAGAUGCUCUAAGCCUUAGAGUCUAAGGAACUGCACACCCACAGCCUUAUUCAAGACCGCCAAGCUGUAAGUGCCAUUCACCAACGUUAACAUAGUGCUCCACAUUCAGACCGGACAAUCUAGACUUUUAGUCUGCUGGCCAAGAACUUAUAUAAGAUAAAAUGUCAAAACUGGUCAAAUGCAGCAACCUACUUUUAGAUGUAUAUAUAUGUCAAAUUUCAAACCCAACCUGUUUUAAUCAGAAUUGCACACCAUCUUACUAAGAGUGGCAUAUUGCGCUCUCAUUGUUAAGACGUUUUAGUGAUUUGUGAAUCAAGCAGUACAUGUUGUUCACACUAUUAGAUUUUUUUUUUAAUCAAGCCAAGUAUUGCCAACAAAUUUUCAUUCAGAAUUACAAUCAUUUUCUGCUUUAGACAACUUAGUAUUAUUCUUAUAUUUGAAACCAUAUAAUAAAACGAAUUGCUUAAAGUAAUCAAUUGCAAAUCAAAUAGAAAGCUAAAGAAUUAUUUCAACAAACUACAACUGGGUUCAGGAUUGUAUACAGCAGUCAAAUAUGCACAGUAUGUAAAAUGAUUGCAAAAGAGAGACACACUAGUAAGAAUAGGAAAUAAAAUAUCUCUCUUUGGUUAGAGGAGUGCAUGAAGAAAGCAGCACUUGGUCGAGGCAUAAAGAAUUAAAAUGUUUUAGGUGAUUGUGUAAACAGUAUUAUUAAUUUCAAUGUAUUUCUAAUUGUUUAUCCUUUUUUGUGUAUGCAUGUGUAUGAAUUGUGUCUGAUUUUACCAUCAGUAUUAUUGUCAUUGACAAAUUUUUUUUUUGUUUUAAGAACCUUUUUAUAUAUGUCUUAUUUUUGUAUUGCUUUAUUUAUUACGUGUGUAAUACACAAUUCUGUAGUUUAACACAAUUAUAUAUUUUAGAGUUAAUCUCAGUGCCACGAAGGAGUUUAAACCCUGAUAUACAGUAUAUAAAGCUGAACUUGAAAGUAUUAGUUUAACAAUUUCAAGCAAUUUUAAACUAUCACAGAGCAAGCCUAAAGGACAUAAUUCGAUCCCAUUGGCAACCAUGGCCAGUUAAGUUAAACCCUGAACUUUUUCAACUGCUUCACAGUAAUUAACUGACCCUUAAACCUGUGAUGAAGAGCAUGAAUUGUUGUUGUUGUACUGGUGUUGAAAUGAUCAUUCUGAAACCAAAAUGAGUCAACCCAUUUUAUCUACAUUUGUUUUCAUUUGUGCCAACUUUUGCAUUGUAUGUAAAUGUCACAUUUUCCACAAGUUGAUGUGGUAUAUACUACAAAUCCAUAAUUUGUAGUAUUUUUCUUCCUUUGUUUCUUUUUAUGAUUCCCCAUAAAAUAAAAUGAAGUGAA
Molecule: messenger RNA, 6665 nt
Organism: Xyrauchen texanus (razorback sucker)
Lineage: Eukaryota; Metazoa; Chordata; Actinopteri; Cypriniformes; Catostomidae
Product: zinc finger E-box-binding homeobox 1-like
Exons: 9
Coding region: 194-3910 (1238 amino acids)
Biological process (GO): anatomical structure development; regulation of transcription by RNA polymerase II
Molecular function (GO): RNA polymerase II cis-regulatory region sequence-specific DNA binding; DNA-binding transcription factor activity, RNA polymerase II-specific
Source: RefSeq, a predicted model, not a curated record